Myiozetetes cayanensis is the source of this 15932-nucleotide messenger RNA. It is a transcript of the gene KCNH5, whose product is annotated as potassium voltage-gated channel subfamily H member 5. The record is from RefSeq and is a predicted model, not a curated record. Lineage: Eukaryota; Metazoa; Chordata; Aves; Passeriformes; Tyrannidae. Gene Ontology annotation, cellular component: membrane. Gene Ontology annotation, biological process: potassium ion transmembrane transport; regulation of membrane potential. The transcript has 11 exons. Bases 63 to 3032 code for a protein of 989 amino acids. Gene Ontology annotation, molecular function: voltage-gated potassium channel activity.
CGCCGCCGCCGCUGCCGCCGCUGCCGCCGCGCACCCCCGGCCCCCGAGCCCGGCGCUGCAGGAUGCCGGGGGGCAAGAGAGGGCUGGUGGCACCGCAGAACACCUUCCUGGAGAACAUCGUCCGGCGCUCCAGCGAAUCCAGUUUUUUGUUGGGAAACGCCCAGAUUGUGGACUGGCCCGUAGUUUAUAGUAAUGACGGUUUUUGUAAACUCUCUGGAUACCAUCGAGCUGACGUCAUGCAGAAGAGUAGCACUUGCAGUUUUAUGUAUGGUGAACUAACGGACAAGAAGACCAUUGAAAAAGUCAGACAGACUUUCGACAACUAUGAGUCAAACUGCUUUGAAAUUCUCCUCUACAAGAAAAACAGAACCCCAGUUUGGUUCUACAUGCAAAUUGCACCUAUAAGAAAUGAGCAUGAAAAAGUGGUUUUGUUCUUGUGCACUUUUAAGGAUAUCACUUUAUUCAAACAACCAAUUGAAGAUGAUUCAACAAAAGGCUGGACCAAGUUUGCUCGGCUGACACGGGCCCUGACGAACAGCCGGAGUGUGCUGCAGCAGCUGACCCCCAUGAACAAGGCUGAGGUGGUGCACAAGCACUCCCGCUUAGCUGAAGUUCUCCAGCUGGGAUCUGAUAUUCUUCCUCAGUACAAGCAAGAAGCUCCAAAGACUCCACCACACAUUAUACUACACUAUUGUGCUUUUAAGACCACUUGGGACUGGGUCAUCUUAAUUCUAACCUUCUACACAGCAAUUAUGGUUCCAUAUAACGUGUCCUUCAAGACAAAACAGAACAACAUUGCCUGGCUCGUGCUGGACAGUGUCGUGGAUGUUAUUUUUCUGGUUGACAUUGUUUUGAACUUUCACACGACCUUUGUUGGCCCCGGUGGAGAGGUUAUAUCUGAUCCCAAACUCAUACGGAUGAACUACCUGAAAACGUGGUUUGUGAUUGAUCUUCUGUCCUGUUUACCAUAUGACAUCAUCAAUGCCUUUGAGAAUGUGGAUGAGGGAAUCAGUAGCCUCUUCAGUUCCUUAAAAGUGGUGCGUCUUCUACGGCUCGGUCGGGUUGCCAGGAAGUUGGACCAUUAUCUGGAAUAUGGUGCUGCUGUGCUGGUGCUGUUGGUGUGUGUGUUUGGACUGGUGGCCCACUGGCUCGCCUGCAUAUGGUACAGCAUCGGGGACUACGAGGUGAUAGAUGAACUCACCAACACAAUCAAAACAGACAGUUGGCUCUACCAGCUGGCCCUGAGCAUUGGGACACCAUAUCGAUACAACACCACUGGCUCAGGGCAGUGGGAAGGAGGACCCAGCAAAGACUCCUUGUACAUAUCCUCUCUCUACUUUACCAUGACAAGCCUUACAACGAUAGGAUUUGGAAACAUAGCACCGACCACUGAUGGGGAGAAGAUCUUUUCCGUGGCCAUGAUGAUGGUUGGCUCUCUUCUUUAUGCAACUAUUUUUGGAAACGUCACCACCAUUUUCCAGCAAAUGUAUGCCAACACCAACCGAUACCAUGAGAUGCUGAACAAUGUGAGGGAUUUCCUCAAAUUAUAUCAAGUCCCAAAAGGCCUUAGUGAAAGAGUCAUGGAUUAUAUUGUCUCAACUUGGUCCAUGUCUAAAGGAAUUGACACAGAAAAGGUUCUCUCAAUUUGCCCAAAGGACAUGAGGGCAGAUAUUUGCGUGCACCUGAACCGGAAGGUUUUCAACGAGCACCCUGCCUUCCGGCUGGCCAGCGACGGCUGCCUGCGGGCCCUGGCCGUGGAGUUCCAGACCAUCCACUGCGCCCCAGGGGACCUCAUCUAUCACGCCGGGGAGAGCGUUGAUGCUCUUUGCUUUGUGGUCUCAGGAUCCUUGGAAGUCAUCCAGGACGACGAGGUGGUGGCUAUUUUAGGUAAAGGUGAUGUGUUUGGUGAUAUCUUCUGGAAGGAAACCAGCCUGGCCCACGCGUGUGCCAACGUACGGGCUCUGACGUACUGCGACCUGCAUAUUAUCAAACGAGAAGCCUUGCUUAAAGUGUUGGACUUUUACACCGCUUUUGCAAACUCCUUCUCGAGGAAUCUCACGCUCACCUGCAAUCUGAGGAAGCGGAUCAUCUUCCGUAAGAUCAGCGAUGUCAAGAAGGAAGAAGAGGAGCGCCUGCGCCAGAAGAACGAGGUGACACUGAGCAUCCCUGUGGACCACCCUGUGCGGAAACUCUUCCAGAAAUUCAAACAGCAAAAGGAGAUGCGCAAUCAAGGCUCAACCCACAUCGACCCGGAAAGGAACCAGCUUCAGGUGGAAAGCCGGAGCGUGCAGAACGGGGCCUCCAUCACGGGCACCAGCGUGGUCACCGUGUCCCAGAUCACCCCCAUCCAGACCACCCUGGCCUACAUGAAAACCAGCGAGUCCUCGAAGCAGAACAACCGGGAGGCGAUGGAGCUCAAGCCAAAUGGAAACGGGGACCAAAAAUGUCUCAAAGUGAACAGUCCCAUGCGGAUGAAAAACGGGAACGGGAAAGGGUGGCUUCGACUGAAGAACACGAUGGGGGCCCAUGAGGAGAAGAAGGAGGACUGGAACAACGUCACAAAGGCCGAGUCCAUGGGGUUGCUGUCCGACGACCCCAAGUCCAAUGACUCAGAGAACGGUGUAAAUAAAAACCCGCUGAGGAAAACAGACUCUUGUGACAGUGGAAUAACAAAAAGUGACCUUCGCUUGGAUAAAGCUGGUGAGACUCGCAGCCCCCUGGAGCACAGCCCCAUUCAGGCGGAUGCCAGGUGUCCUUUCUACCCCAUUCCUGAGCAGGCCUUACAAACCACGCUGCAGGAAGUCAAGCACGAACUCAAAGAAGAUAUCCAGCUGCUAAGCAGUAGGAUGACUGCCCUUGAGAAGCAGGUGGCAGAAAUUUUAAAAUUAUUGUCCGAAAAGAACGUAUCUCAGAUCUCUUCCCCCAAGUCUCAUUUAUCACCCCAGCUACCCCCCCAGAUAUCCUGUCAGGAUAUUUUUAGUGUUUCAAGGCCUGCAUCACCCGAAUCAGAAAAAGAUGAAAUCCACUUCUAGCAUAUACCUAUGUGUAUAUAUGUAUACAGUAUAUAUGCAGAGGUGUAUAUAUACCUUUAUACAUAUAUAUAUAUGUGUGUGUGUAUACGGUAAAUAUAUAUACAUAUAUAUUUUCACUUGCAUCCAAUAUGACUUGAACACACCAAGGAUUUUGAUAUGUAAAUAUUGCAUGUCCAGCUGGAUUCUGGCCUGCCAAAGAAAGCAAUUAUUAACAUAGAUAUUGCUUGUAUAAUAUGCAGUUGACUGCAUGCACACUUUACAUUUAUUUAUAAUCUCUAUUAUGUAAUAAAAGAAUGACUUUUGUUUAACAAAGGCAAUGUACUAUUUAAAGAAUCAGGGUCUAACCUGCCAAUAUUGCCAUGACAGUUUUGAUCUCAGGCUGGGUGAAUUGAGCUUUUAUUUCCUCACUGUCUUUUCUGCCGAGUUAAACAGUAGAUUAAUAUGACGUGAAGGACACGUUCAGAUUCCUGUUAGUAUUGUUUCCUGGUAUCAUUUCAUGACAAUAUACUGUAUAUUUGGUGAUGAAUUCCCCUACUCCUCCUAUAGGGAGGGCUCAGCUCAGUGGGCAGGGAAGGGCACCGUGCCUGGUGCUGGGGUGGAUCACUGGAAUUUAUUUGUGUGGGUAUUGUGCAUGCACAGCCUUUUAUUUCAAAUAUCCUCCUGCUCUUUUAACAUCUUAAGUAAGAAAUAAUAAUAAUAAUAAUAAUAGUGAUUUAUGUAACAAAAUGAAACUAACAGAAACUCAGUUGCACUCUCUGAGUGUUUGGGGGUAACUUCUUUCGUGAAAGCCUCCUUUUACUGAUGCCAUUUUUACUGAACAGUUAGAGUAACAUUAUGUAAAUUCUCUUUGCAGCGCUCAGUGAUGGUGUCCGGUUCUGUCAGUAUCUUCAUUAGCAUGUCCCAUUUUUGUAGGGUUGAGGUUGCUCUCCCACUGUCCCCCCCAUUGCCCUUGGCAGAAAGACUUUGCACAAUGUCUGAGCAAGGGAGAGAACAAUCGUAGUUCAGCUUCUUGUGAACAGGUUUGAAAGCCUGAAGUUAAAAGGCUGAAGUUAAACCCCUUCCACUCUCUUUUCUGAGGUCAUUUAUCAGUCUGCAACUGCAUUUACAAAGAGAGAAAAUAACCAGUCAGGGUGAAAAUUCCCUUUAGUCUAAGGCACCUGGAUGAUGACGUGUGGGUGGGAGAGUGGUGGGUGUGUAGGGGAGAUGGAGUCCUCCCUAGGGUGCUGCCUGCUGCUCUUACCAUGGACUCAUGGAAGGUUUCAGUGCAGGAGGGGGGGACACUUCAAGAGCAGGCUUGCAGUGCUUGCCCAGCCAGUCACCACACUUACUGAGUCCCCUAGGUCUGUGUCAGAGGCUCUGACCCACCUCUGAGCUGACUCCCAUCUUCCAGUCUUGGAUCACACUGAGAUCCCAUUUCCACCUCCUAGGCUGGAGCAUUACUCUCCAUGCGGUGUUGCUGGCUGAGCAGGGCUGCAGCAGGGCAGGCUUUGCACUGGAUCCUGUUUGAUCUCUGGUUCUGAGCUGAGAUUUUGGGCUCUGCUUGUAUCUGCACCUGAGUGUGGUGGGGUUCUUUGCCUCUCCAUUUGCACUGGUUUGAAUCCAGGUAUAUGCGAUGCAUGGCAGAAAUUGCCUUUGCAGCUUCAGAAUUGUUGCCUGGUACAGCUUGAGGUCAGCUCAGCAGAGCACAAUGGCUCCUUCAGAGAAGGAUUCUCCCUGUCUCUGAUUUAAAUGACCUCUUGCAUCAAGAUCCCGUGUUUUCAAAAGUGCCUUGAGUAAAACAUGUAUGUACCACAAGGCAUCACUAUGAAUCAGGUGUAUCAAAUAUAUGUCUAUAAUUAGUGGGCAUCCUUACCACAAACUAAUAUGAGAUCCAUCACUUAACAUUAGAAAACUAAACUAGACUAAACUAAAUCACUUCUGAAAAACUAACAAAAACCCCCAAAACCCAAACAAACCAUCAAUAGUGGCAAUUGGAAACCUGCAUCUUAGGGUGAACGUAUUUUCAGCUAUGAGACUGAAACCCCUAAACCUCAAAAAGCUCAUAAGAAAAGCCAAAGAAGUCAUUGCUUCUAUUGUGUCAACUUAUGGAGGCUCUUUGGGUGAUGAUAGUCUUUCUUAUUUGCUGUUCUUUUCUGUUCUCCUGUUUCUGUCCCUUCCUUCGGGAAAUUAUAGAUACAAAAAAAAAAAAGAAAAAGAAAACAAGAGAGAAGUAUAAAAUGCCACAUGCCACGGAAAGGGACAGCUCUUCCCAAAGCCUGGUGGUCAGACCACCUGCUCAUUAUAGUUUUCCACAGCUGUGGUGGCUGCUGUCAAAAUUUUCGGUGGUAUUUUGCAGCUGCUGUUCUGACACAAGUGCAGUUCCAUAACUCUGCAGCCACACUUUGGACUGCAAGAACAAUCUGCACCUGCAGAACAGCAGGACCUUCCGUGUCCUACUAUAAAUCCCACCCUGGGAGUCUGAAAGAAUUGGGGGGGUGUGGGGGGUGUUUACAGGCUUAGGGAGUUACGUAGUUGCUGCAGGCUGCUGGAGUCUGCACAGACCUUGUGGGUACAGUUUAAGUGCCAAGCUUUGAAGUGUUGAAUGUUCUUGCCUGACUUGGUUUGCUGGUUAGGACAGACACAGGGUGACUGCCCAGGGCUGCCUAGUGAAUAGCUGAGGCACACAGGCUAUCUGGGGGCCAGGGUUUGGUAAAGUUCCUUGAAUGCAUGAAUCUGCCAUGAAGUGAUGCUGCAAAAGAGCCAGCAGGAUAAUGGGGGGUGACUUUUUUAGAAAGCUUUAGCCUUAAUGGCAUUCCUCUGCCUUUGUGACAGACUUCUUUUCUUUCUCUGUAACUGAUACUAAUUCUAGGUAGAACUGCAUGGCAUGCACAGGGAUCUCUGUUUAGGAUUAUCUUGCAAGUCAGGUGUAACUUUGUGCCACUUUACAAUGAGAGAAUGUGUUAACAGGAUUAAUCUGACCUUGAAAAUUAUUUGGGCGGGCCCAGAAUGUCUAUUACAGUUCAAGUGCAACUUGAGUGGUUAAAAUGUGUAGUGGCUAAAUAGUGUAAAAUACCAAGUUCAUGAAACAAAUAUGGUGUUUCCAGGUCUAUUCCCACUGCUGCUUUGACUCUGAUAUUCCGAUAUUAUCCAUAGCAAGUUCAGUGGAACCAGCUUGUACCUUGUAGGAGGCAGUAGCACGAUGGGUUUCCUGCAGACACAGUCAAUGCAGCCUGUGGGUGAGUGGACUGUCCCAGGCUCUGUGUGCUGGGGAGGGGUGGGGGCAUCCGGGGGCCCAGUUUGUGGGUUUGCUCUGAAAAUUUGACUUGUACAGUUCUGAAGGACUUUGCCUCCUGAAUUCGUGACGGGAACAUUACGUGUUGUUUCAUGGAGUCGUUCCCGGUUCGCCGUUCCCGUCCCCUCGCGGUUGUGCAUGAUGCGAUGAGUGCGCUGCCGACUGGGGCAUCCCCUUUCUCUUAGAGAAGCAUGAGUCAUACAUACUCUUGUAGUUCAGGCUUGAUUGAAAGCAACCACCUGUAGUCAUUAAGUGCAAUAAGGACACAAAGGUGUCACUUCCACCCAGGCCAGUGCUCAAGCAGCUACACGCGGCGCGGAGGGAGCUCUCGGCUGCAUGCUCUCCUUUCCUUUAGGAGCUCUAUUCCUGUACAGAUGUUCCUGCCAGAUGCUGGUCACAGCAUCCUUACCACUUACCUUGUGCUUUGUGUGUUCAAAGCGUUUUACCUGCACACGAGUGGAUUUUAUCUUUCUGGACUUUGGAAUAGAAAUAAAAUGUGUACAAAAAAAAAAAAAAAAGCAAACACUUUCCAAAGCAAAUAACUGGAGUACUUUUAAUAGCAUAUUUUUUUGUGUGUGUGUAACAUUGCAUAUACAAGAUAGAACAGCACUUCAGGAUAAUAACUGAAAAAAAAAAUUUGUGUUGUAGUGAAGAUUCGGUUCUUCUGAAUCUGUAUUUGUAAAUCCUUUUUUCCCAUUUUUCUGUCUUUGCCAGGGGACAGGGGUUAGAGCAGAGCUGACUCUGGAAGUGACAAACUUAAGCUUUGCCCAUUUUUCUUUUCCCUGUUCUGCAGAAGUAAAACAACUACAGGGACUCGAUGCUGCUGGCACCAAGGUUUGGGUUUAUUGCUAGACUCAACUUCAGUCUUCAUUUACCACCUCAUGGAAAGUAACCCUAUUGCACAGGUGUGAACUGAAGCUUGAGUCUGAUAAUCAUAUUGGACCUUAAUGUGUAUUUUGGAUCCCAGGACAAUUUUAGAGAACUGGAAGCUGCAGAAAUAACAAUUUCCUAUUUGCAAGCUGAGAGCAGUUGCUCUGGAAGUAACUGAGACAGUUCUACAGACGUCAUCGUUUGCAUGGGUCAGAAAACAGAUGUUGUGCUCAUGAAAUAGCUUGGAGGCCUUCUGGGGGAAAAGAUGUCCUUAACUGGGAUGGGAAAACAAAAAAAGCCAAAUGUUUAAUGUGAAAUUUGGGAGUGAGGACAUUGAGGGAUAUACUAUAAGGCAUUGACACUUUUUUACUUAAAAAUUGAGCAUUUAGAAAACCCAAGCCUAUCUUUCUGGAUGUCAGAAUUGGACAGAUUGUUUCUUAAAAUAAAUAUUUUUUUCCAAAGUGAGGUGGUGUUAAAGUGAUGCGUGUUUGUUAAAAGAAGUGUUCAAAUACAAUUUUCUUCAAAAGAGGCUUUGAAUGGGUUUUGUUAAUGUUGUUUUUAAUAGGCUGCACCUAAAAGCUCUUUUUCAGUUCCUUUUUUUUUUCUUUUGUACCAGAAACCCCUGUGUUAACACAUAUCUUCAGGUCUGUAGGAUCUAUAAUGCUUUAACAAACUCGUUAGAGAGGGUUUGGAAAGUGGGAUUCCUUUGGAGAAACCCAUCUCUCCAUGGCAGCCCAGGCAGUGAUGCUCCCCUGUCCUGAGUUGCAGUGAGAGCUGUGAGCACUGAACAGCAGUAGUUUGCAUUUUUCUUGUCACUUCUCAUCUGCCCUGAUACCCUUCAGGGAACUUAAGGAAGGAAAUAGAAAAGUUAAUGCGGUCAUUUUUCCUGGAUGGCCCCAGCCCUUCACAUAUAUCUGUGUGGUGCUUUCCCAUGGAACCCACAGGAAGAAGUUUGAUCCAUCUAGAUUUCCACAUCUGGGAAUAUUUUUUAUAACUUUCCCUUUGGGUUUUUUUUGGUACAAAUGGAUAACACCGUAUCUGCAUGUAUUUAUUUGGUUUAAUACAUUAUAGUGCGUUUCCAAAUGAAACACAUUCUUAAAGCAAGGUGCUGAAUGGAGCUAAAAUAAAGAAGUCCACAUUAUUUCUGGCAGAAAAGUGGUGAAUGUUCUCACUGACAUAAAGAAUACUGUGCAAAGAUCUGCUCUGGGAUAUCUAACAAAUGACAAACAAACUAAAAUCAUCCUUACUGAGGGUACAUUUAGUCAGACACAAAAUUGACCUUGUAGUUCACAGUGGGACAAGAAGGCAUAUAUUGAUUUUGAAUACUACAGUGGUAGAAGCAUUCAAAAAGGGCUUGACCAGGCCAUGCUGAAUAAAUUGUAUUUAUAGGUUAGGUUAUGUUAUGUUAUGUUAUGUUAUGUUAUGUUAUGUUAUGUUAUGUUAUGUUAUGUUAUGUUAAUCAGCUUCCUGAUGCAUGGCAGGUGGAAACAGGAAUCUGGGGCAAUAUCAUCACAAACCUUUUUAUCUUUUUUUUCUAUGAAGCAGAUAAGUGCAUUUCUUCACUAUUUUCUGGAGAUGUAAGCUUGCUUGGCCCACAGUCUGAGACUAUGGGUGUGAAUCAACUCUGUAUCUGGCUGUCUGCCAUGAACACAUCAAUUAGCCUUAAUUAAAAGCCCUAUAAAAAGGAUUUUGUAUUAGGUUGGGCUCAGACCUCCCCCCUCCAGUGACAUGACUGUAUUUUGUCUGAUUCAGAGCUGAUUCAGUUAAGACUGAGCAAUGGCAGAGUAUAUUUCUGCCUGCCUGCAGAGGACGUAUAGACACACCAUAUGGAUAUAUACCUGACCAUUUGGAAUGGGGAAUCAGAUCUGGUUCAUUUAAGACAGGUGUUUCAGACAGGUGGGAUAAAUCCUGCUCUGGAGGUACCAGUCUCUCAUCAUUUACUGUAGAGUAAUGACUUCAGAUUAGACAUUUGAUUUGUAGGCUGCUAGAGGGUAAAUGGAGUGAAUCCAACCCAUGAUUCAAUCUCCCAGCCUGAUCUUGUUUGUAUAAAAAGGUGUCUCUUUAAAAGAGUCAGCUUACCAUCUUUCCAGCACUGAAGCACUUUCACAUAGAUGUGACUGACAGUACAGGGAACACUGAAAUGUCUCAUCAUGCAGCCAAAGUGUUCACCUCCUGAAUUGUUAAUUAGAGUUUCGUAAAGACACUAGGAUGCUCAAUUCUUGGCUUGCGGUGAUCAGAUUUUUAAGUUUUUACCCCAAUACCAUGACAGCAUAGUCCAGGGACCCUCAUUGUCACAGGUGUAUAGUGGUUGAGGUGCUCUUCAUCAUGGUGUGCAAUGCCAAGGCACAGUUGGGCAUCACCAGUCAAUUUUUGUACAGUGAAAGACUGUCAUCUAUUUGGGAUCUUUGGCUGUUCUGGGGUGUUUAGGGUGAUGAUAGGAGUUUUGUUGCUGAGUUGUGUCAUGUAGUGGAAAGAUGACAAGGCUUGGAAACAUCCAGUGAAGGGAAGAGUUUUAGUGGAGAGCAGCUUUCAAGGCAGAGAGAGGUGAGUGCCCAGGACGCAGCAGAGCCCUGGCUCUGUGCUGUGCAGGGGCAGGAGGGUGGGGAGAGGGAGGAGAAGGAUGUAAAGAAUGGUGUUAAAAAAUAGUGACAAUAUUCCACUGAAGGUCUGUAUUGACUUGUCUCUGCAUAGUGACUGUUUGCAUCUCCAAAAUUUAUUUAUUUGGAAUUUGGCAGACUCCUCUUUCCUUCAGGUGGUGUAUAAGGAUGAGGCUGGCAGACCUUUCUGGGGUGACAGCUGUGGAACAGGGAAGAGCCAUUAGAGGACACUCAAAUACAUAUCCUUAGGGGAAUAUGUGGGCUUCAGGAGAGCCAAAGACCUGUUGGAAAAGGGCAUGUAGUAUCCAAACUGUGUAUCAUCGGUGUAUGGACUCUGCCUUUGAAGCAGAGCCUGCUAUAAGCAGGGAGGGUUAGACCAAGUGAUUUCCCAAAGGUCCCUUCCAAGCUAUGGUGUUCAACCAUGCAGUGAUUCUGUAGAUUUUAAUAGCACAAACAGGAGGUAAACUUGGAAAGUUCUUAGUUACAUUCCAUUAUUUUCUAGUUUUUAGUUUAAAUACCACACUGAGGAAUGUGGUGCCAAUUUUCAAGAUAAUUACUGUUUCUAACAGCCAAUACUCAUCAAGCAGACACCAGAGAAAUUUGGCAUAUUCUAAAACUAUGGCAUAUAAAUAAAUCAAGCCUUUUACCAGGCAUCAGCUAAAAUCCACUCUUGAUGCCAAACACUGAGAAUAAUGUCUCGGUGACUAUGCAGUUUCUGGAAGCAGUGGGCUAAUAUGGAUGCAUCAACAACACCCACACCCUCUUCCAGCCUCAUCCCCAGUCCAGUGAAAGCUGAUUACAGUGUCUGAAAAUGCCAUCAAAAAAUCAAUGGCAUUUGAGCUGGUUUUCAGUGUUGCCCUGGCAAAUGUGCACAUCCAAGGCUGUAGGAAAGGUGUGAAGGGCAGUGACAAGUAGGUAUCUCAUUAGUGCCUGGAUAUGGAAGUGAUUCUCAUCCCUCUGGGUUCAGCCUGCUCCUCUCAUUGUCUGUCUGGACACCAUUGCUGAAAAGGCCUGGGUGUUUUCAAAGGAGCUGGGCACAUCUGUGGAGCCCAUGCACAUCCCUAGAGUCUGCCCAAGCCCCAUUCCCAGGCUUAUUCCCUGCUUUUCUAGGCACAUUCAAAGGUGGUACUUUUAGAUUUAACUGACACUAUUAGAUUUAACUGACAAGCUAUUUUUCCAGACUCAGCAAUCUCCUCAAUAUCUAUGAUGGCUCACAGGGUUACUCACAAAAUCCUUUCCAAUCUUAGCAGCAAGUCUCCAAAUUAAACAGGAAUAACAGGACAAGCCUUCUGCCAUUCUCAGGGCAUUCUCUUAUUAAACAAACAUUCAUUUCUAUUUUGUUUUAUUUCUGGCCCUUUUGUACAGUCUUGAACAGCACAGUGUUGCAUAAGAUAGCAGGGAUUGGAGUGCUUUUUGGUUUUUAAUGAGCCAAUUGGAGGAGAACUCAAGUGAGACACCAGCUUCACACUCAGUCCAGCAUCUGCCAUGUGUGUGACCAUUUCCUCUGGUUUCCUCCUCCAGUUACAUCUUUGGUGAACUUCACCAGCAGCAAUUUGAACCGAUGCCACGUAGUGAGAGUAAAAGUUCUCUUCAUUUCCUCGGGCAGACCCUAGGGCUCUCCUCAGCAUCUCCAUGUGUGCUAUGCCAGGACACGCAGGCACUUUCCUGUCCUGGACUUGGUUUCAGAAGAAUUUCCUGAGAUGUUGCACCUCUUUUCUCUCUCAACACAUCAUUUGUCUAGGGGAAAAAAAAAAAAACCCACCAGCAUUUUCUGGCUGAUCACUUGGGAAUCGACUUGCAUCCAAGGCUGCUGCCAGGACCAUUAGUGGGAGGUCACAGUUCAGUUUGUAAAUUGGGUGUCUUAUCUGAGCUCUCAUGGUAAAAGGCAUUUUUUUUUCUAAAGGAAAACAAAAUUUCUGCUCUGCUUCUAAUUAGUCCUCUGUUGUCCCUGCAGGAUUAAUUACUGCCUUCUUCACUCGAAUCAUCAAAUGCUGUUUGGCAACAGCUUCUUUUUUUUUUUUUUUUUAAUGAUUUUAGGUAUAAUUAGGAUCUCUGGCAUUACAAACAAGCUCAAUCAGGUUGUACUUUAAAAUGACAUAGCUGAAAUGUCACCUAAACUAGUAGUUUAAGCUCGGCUUUUGAAUGCCAACACCACCAUUGCACUUGGCGAGUGUUCAGAGCUCAUCAUUUUGGGGUCAUCAGUAGGUCAGUGUAAGCAUCCUUCUCCUGAAAUCAAUGACAGAAGGGAUUUUAUUCUGCAGGUCUUCCCACAGUGGGGCUUUUAGAAAAUAAUCAUCGGUGCAAAGAUACAGUGGCACCUCCCAACUCUUCUUACUGCCUGUUGGUGCUCUGUAGAUUCACAGCCACAUCUCUUUUUUACUUAAAGGAAGGGCUGAGGGCCACCAACUGCCUAAUUCUAUAAAGUGGUAAAUUCAAUUUAUCGAGUGGGAGAGGCAGUAGCUAGCAAUAAGGCAGGAUUUGGGUUCUAAAAAUCUGCCUGGUGGGAAUUGGGCAAGCCACCAGAAAGACAAUAAAGGAUUUAUCUGACAAUGCAUGCCAAAGGAAUGCUAAAUAUGUAAGCAGGAGAAUUUACUGAUACCAGACAAAAAGCUCAUUGGCGUUAAAGUGCAAAGCAGGUCUGUAAAUGUACCUUUCAGCUGUCCUGGUAAAAUCCCUGUACUCAGACAAGGGGAGCAGUGGCUUGUUUCUACAGAGAGGAGAACUGGCUAAUCAGCUUUCCCAGAACAUUGAACACAAAACAUGUUUCCUCAAAUGCAAUAGUUAGCACUGUUUUACUAGCAUGGGCAACAUUUCAUAACAAACCUCAGUGUCAGCCUCCCCCUGCCACUAGUUUCACAGUGAUUCAGAGAUGCUCCUAAAGCUGGUACUGCAGUAUUUCUCUUAGGACAGGUUUGUUCCCUUCCUUGCUUGUCACUGAUUGUCAAUUAUUUGCCCUUAACCAGAUUUGUGGCCCUGUAAGGGACAUGGGACACCCCGAUAUGCCUGCAGCUUGUGGGGCUGCAGUGGAGAUAAAGGUUCACCAUAUUUUGUGUGGAAAACAUGCCAGCCGUAAAAAUACUCUUGCUAACUGUUUAAAGCUCCAAUGCCUUAUCAGCACAGUUUAUGUAACCAAAUCCCAUUAGUACUACAAACCAUUCUCACAUGAAUUAGGACACGAUAUGCUUCAUAAACCUUACAUACCUAUUGACUGUAGUUAUGCAUAGUGCACUUGGCUGGGCUUUUAUGUGCAGGUGUAGCUGCAUAUCUUGGUUUAAUUUCUAUGUGUUUUGAAAGCUUUGUAAUAUGAAACAGAGUAUUUUCCACAAUGAAAGACAGUGUUUCCCUUCCUUUGUUUGUUUGUUUAUCUCCUCUCUCUUUUUCCUUCCUUCCUUCUUUUCUUGACUUCUUGUUUACUUGCCUAGCUCACUAGGCUAGCAACUGGUAGAAAUGAUUGAUUAAGUGAUGUUGCAUCAUCAAUGAGAUAAUGAUCUGUUUUGCUAUUUGUGUUCAGAAGAAAUAAUAUGCUAAUAAGAAUUGUAGUUAGAGCUGAUUUUUUAAUGUCCUGCUUAAAUACCAGCCAGUGACUGAGUGGUUCAGUAAAGUGGUCUCAGCAGAUCUUCUAAAUUGUGUUCUCUAUUUUGGAGGUAAAUAUUUUCGGGCUUUGAACAUCUUGUGUAAAUAUUCUUAUUAAGGUCACUGGAAAGGUUUCCAUUAAUUUCUCUAACUCAAACCCAGUUCUCACAGAGGGACCAGGACAGUGAGUUCCAGCGUGGGCUGAGCUUUCUUAAAACUGAGAACUCUGGGUGCUAGAAUUUUAAUGUCAGGCCCUUGUCUAAUGCAAAUGGGUCCAAGAUUUCAUGCCCUACUAAAUGCUGCAUGAUGAUUGCAGGCAGAAAUGUAGAGGAUGUGUUUGAAGAUGGGGACAGCAAGGUGAAUUGCCAUAAAAAUCAGCUGAACCCAUCAGAGAAAAGCACUUUUUAAUUAACACAUAUUUGGAUCCAAAAGACACAUUCUUGGUGUCUGAACUGUCAGUAAUUUCCAUCCAAAGUAACUGCUCAAAAUUCACGACUGUCUAGAAUAUCCUUGCACAAGUCAGAUAUGUACAUAAGCUGUGCAGACUCUCUCUGGGGAGAAGCACAGUUAAAAAUAAAGUUAUUAUUGCUACCACUGAGAGAGACGAUGACAAAGACAGGGGGUUGAGCACCAGGCACCGUGAGACUGAAUCCUGCCGUGCAGCCCUCCAUCUGAGCAUUGCUGAUUCAGUUGUGGGCAGAGGAGCUCAGGUUUUGAGUCCUGUUUGUGUUUCCUCGUCUCUGUCCACACCUGGAGCAGAGCAGAGCACCACACAGGGAAGGGCCAGCUUCUGCAGGACUAUAUGAAGUGUAGCCCCUACCCCAGACCAGGCUUCAAAAAGUGAAAUCCUGGCUCUAUGAGGGCCAGUUUUGGCAUGGGUUUUAGGAUUCCUCCCCUGCCUCCCCCAUCCCUUUCAUAUGCUUAUGAGUUCCCACUUAUAUUGAAGCAACUAGUCACCCUAAGCUCCUAAAUGAAGAAAAAUAUGUGAGGAAUAUAUACUGGGAGGAAAGAGUGAUGAGGGAUGGGCAUGAUCCUGCCUGUGUCUGUGCAACCCCAGCUCUGCAGUGGUGUCUGUUGAAGCAUCCUUGUAAAAGAAUGCUCACAGUAUUCUCACAAUUAGUGGCAGGGGGAGAUUUUUCUGAAAGAAUUGUCAUCACAGAGGACCUUUUUACUGUCAAAACAUGGUACUAUUUUUCUAGCUUUUUUUUCUUAGGCUUCCCCCCCUCACAGCAAAUAACAACCGAAAAGUAAACUGAGCAGGAGCUGCUGCACAAGGCUGCAGAGAUGCCAAACCUAAAAAACCAGCCUGCCCUUGUGGGAUACCCACAGGUCUGUGCUGAGCACCCAUCCUUGGCAUAACCUGCCUGCUCUUUCUUUUUCUUUGCUGAAAUGCAGCUGCAUGGCCAAUGUGCAUUUUGUUUCCUUUCCUUGUAUCUCCAGACCAAUGCUCUGCUCCCUGCCCCACACUUGUGCUGAGGCGUCUCUCUGCACCCCUGAGCACCUAACAGGGAUCAUGCCAAUGCUCAUCCCUGCUUUGUGGGAAUCUUUCCAAUAACAUUAGCACCACUUUCAAAGCAUAAUGGGCUUGAAAGCCUCCUUUUUUACCCUGAGGUCCUUACUUUUGAGUUCAAAUUUCAAGGUGUCCCACUAGCUGAAAAAGCACCGGGUGAUAGAAUGGUGUUUGUGCAACCCUCAUGGAGAAUUUGGGCAAAACAACUGGUUAUAAAAGCUCAUGUUGGAAAACCUGAUCUACAGAGUUAACUGCAGCUUUUGAAUGUACGUGAUUCGCAGACACUGGACUGUGAGGAGGAAAAAUAUUUUGAGAAAAUUUUUUUUGCAAGGAAGAAACUGGGGGAAAGGGUUAUUGCUCAGAUAAUGUUUCUUUUGUUACUACUUGCUGCUCUUUGUACACUAGCCAAUGCAAAUGACAUUCAUGUUCCUGACAAUAUUUUUGAACAGCCCAGCUAUCUUUUUUGCUCUUGUUAAUAUACUGAGGAUUUGGGGGGAUUUUAAAUGCCUCUGCCUUUCAGGAUUAUUUCUACAAAAGCAAUUGAGAACUGUAUAUUUUGACAGCGGGAAGCUUAUAAAAACCUAGAGAAAAAAAAAAUAAUAAAGCAUUUGAAACUGAACAGCUAUCGAAGGAAUGCACCUCUGCUACCAUAUCUGAUCACAUCGAGGAAGGACCAUCUUUCUACUGAAAAUCACACAUCAGUUUGUACAGAGGGGAUGCUCCCUUGACCACUCGCGUGACUGCCCAGGAGGAAUGCGUGGGGACGCUUUCGUUAAUCGUGACUCUCCUGUCACUUUUGGACGUUGCCAUGUGUGGUCGGUUGAAAUCGGUUUUAUCUGUAGCAGGCUUCUUGUUGCACUUUUUUCUGUUUGCUAAAAUUCAACAACAAGGAAAAACGUGGGUCACUUUAAAGCAUUGGCAGACAACUGUUUCUAACCCAAAGGAUUAUGGGUUUUAGCACAAUGAACUGUACUUCUUCAGGGAGGAUCAAUGUCGAUUUUUUUGUUCCACACGUCUUUAUUUACAUGUGGCUAUAUUUUCAUUGAUACAGAAUAAAAAGUGCAUUUUAUUGACCUUGA